Macrosiphum euphorbiae (potato aphid) is the source of this 381-nucleotide messenger RNA. Lineage: Eukaryota; Metazoa; Arthropoda; Insecta; Hemiptera; Aphididae. The record is from the annotation of a GenBank genome assembly.
AUGGCUCCAGGAGGAAAAUCAGCAGGAAAGGCGAUGAAAAAAUCGUCGGGCAAAGCGCAAAAGAACAUCGUCAAGGCCGGAAAGAAACGCAAGCCCAAGAGGAAAGAAUCGUACGGUAUUUACAUCUACAAAGUGCUGAAACAAGUACACCCCGAUACCGGCGUCUCCUCAAAGGCAAUGAGCAUCAUGAACAGCUUCGUCAACGACCUGUUCGAGCGCAUCGCCGCCGAAUCCAGCCGACUGGCUCACUACAACAAGCGUUCGACAAUCACCAGUCGGGAAAUCCAAACGGCUGUCCGUCUCUUGUUGCCCGGUGAAUUGGCCAAGCACGCCGUCAGCGAGGGCACAAAGGCCGUCACAAAAUACACCAGCUCCAAGUAA